Folsomia candida is the source of this 1996-nucleotide messenger RNA. Its product is annotated as centaurin-gamma-1A. The coding region runs from base 134 to 1945 and encodes 603 amino acids. Gene Ontology annotation, molecular function: GTPase activator activity. The record is from RefSeq and is a predicted model, not a curated record. The transcript is spliced from 7 exons. NCBI's taxonomy places the organism in Eukaryota, Metazoa, Arthropoda, Collembola, Entomobryomorpha, Isotomidae.
GAAACCCAAAAUAAAUCAAUUUUUUCGCCGUUGAAACUUUUUUCUGUGUCACUGGGUCAGAAGAGUACAAAUAAAAUUUAAUUCUAGUUUUUAAUUUAAUAAAGUACAAAAUAAAAUUGGUAGCUUAGCAACAAUGGAGUUUAAAACGCCACAACAGCAACAACAAAAUUCUACAGUGUCCAUGGCCAUAUCGGAAGAAAUUGCAAGAUUUGAAUCUGUUCAUCCAUCGAUUUACGCUAUUUAUGAACUCAUCGAACACUUGGAGGAUGUCAAAUUAGCUGCAGAAAUUAGAGAAAAUGUUGUACAAAUUGAAGAUUCGUUCGUAAACUCGCAAGAGUGGACCCUCCCUCAAACAACGCCAACGCUCCAUCUGGGACUUUUAGGCGCUCCCACUUCUCCAAAAUCUACACUAGUUCAUCGUUACCUCACUUCCACCUUUUUAAUUGACCACUCCCCCGAAGGAGGCAGGUUCAAGAAGCAAAUCACGCUGAGGUCACAACCACUCUUGCUUUUAAUUCGGGACGAAGGAGGCCCUCCCGAGCUUCAGUUUACGCACUGGCUGGAUAUGCUAAUUCUCGUUGCAGGUUGUCACGACGAUGUGCAGACGUGCUUCACUUAUGCGUCGCGCCUUAACAAUUACAAGUCUCUCGUUGAUAUCCCCCUUGUACUUAUGACCACCACACCGAACGAGACGGUGAAUAAUUUAUUCAAGAAGAUUCCGCACAAACUAUUUUUCAAAGUUUCCAUGGAGACGGGGGAAAAUGUCGAGCACGCUUUUGAACAGUGCUGCCUGUUGGGAUUGGAUGCUAAAAAGCUCUCCGCGACGGCGUCAACUCCAAACAGAAAAAUUAACCGGAGAAGAUCGAAUCUGUUUCAAAAAAUCCCUGAAUCCGUACCAAGCACAACGCCACAUAACCCUUUGCUAGGGUCGGGAAGAGCAAUUCCGAUAAAACAAGGUUACCUGAACAAGAAAUCGUUUAAAUUGAAGAAAUGGAAGAAAAAAUAUAUAAUACUAACGCAAGGAAAAUUAAGUUAUUACGAUAAUAUAAAUAACUAUAUGGAAUCUAAAACAAACAAAAAGUUUGUCGAGUUAAAACAUGCAAAUGUUAAGAUUCAUGGCGACAAGCAGAUCGUGAUGACCACGCUGACUGGAAAAACUUUAGAAUUUGAAGCCGUCAAUACCGAAGAGAGGAAUGAAUGGGUGUCGCAAAUCGAAAAGGGGAUUUUCUUUAGUUUGUCGGGCACUUGUGAGGGUGGAGGAACAGGGUGUGGCGUUUUGGAUGGCAAUGGGUGGGGCAGUAGGAUGGUGGAAGUUUGUGCUGAUUGCGGCUCUCAUGGCGACGUUUCUUGGAUCGUUAUCAACUUUGGGAUAGUGGUAUGCAUCGGCUGCAGUGGCAUACAUCGUGGACUAGGCUGUCAUGUUAGUAAAGUCAGAUCUGGAGUGUUGGACACUGUGGGUCCGUGGAUUCUCCAAAUUCCUCUCCUUCUUCACGGAAACGUAUCCGCAAACGAAAAAAUUUACGAGUUUAGUUUAAAACAAAAAUUAGUAACGAGUAGUUCCACGUCGGAAGAAAAAUCAGAUUUUAUUAAAAGAAAAUAUGCAAAUUUAGAAUAUGUCCCUUUCCUGGCUGUUUCAAAAGACAAGUUUUUAUUAGCAAUUAGAAACCGUGAUUUUAUUAACUUUAUGAUUUUAUUACUCAGAGUGGAAAAGUAUUGCUUAUUUUUAUGGGUGGAAGAAAUUCUGGGUGAGAUAGUGCGAGGGUGUGGCACGAGGGAGGAAAUUGAAGAUGAGGAGGAGUGGAUGGCUGUGGGAGCGUGGGUGCAAGUCGUUUUAUGGAAAUGCGAGGAUAUGGAGGAGAGCGAGAAAAGUCGACUAAAAUCCAAGUUGUUGGAGGAUGAAUUUUUAUUGGGGGAAGAGUUAAGAGGUGUGUUUGAACUGUUUUGAAGUGAUCUCAGAAAAAAAUCAAUAAAAGUUGACGUUUCGUUGUCAUCAAGA